AUGGCGACAGAGAAGCUUCGCAUCGGUAUCGCAGGCCUUGGCCGUAUGGGCAAGCGUCAUGCUGUGAACUUCCACGAGCUCACUGCUCGUGCAAAUGUUGUAGCUGCGAGCACUCCUGAUCCUACGGAGCGUGAAUGGGGAGCGAAGAACCUUGAAGAAGUUCAAAUCUUCCAAGACUACGACGAAAUGCUUGAAAAGGCCAAUCUGCAAGCUGUUGUAAUUGCGAGUAUCACUGCUGUGCAUGCAGAGCAAGCUAUAAAAGCAAUCAAAAAAGGCCUUCAUGUUCUUUGUGAGAAGCCGUUGAGUAUUGAUCUUGAAGUGGCUCAGUCUGUCGUUUCUGCAUACGAGGAGUCUCUCAAGAAAUACCCACAGCAGAAAGUGAUGUGUGGGUUUUCUCGUCGCUUUGACGCUUCAUAUCGUGAAGCCCAUGCAAGAAUUUCAAAGGGCGAGCUUGGAGCUCCGGUUCUUUUCCGAUCUCAAACAGCAGACUUGCAUGAUUCAUCGGGAUUCUUCGUUCAGUAUGCGAAGACAAGCGGUGGUAUUUUCGUGGAUUGCUCUAUUCACGACAUCGACCUCAUGAUUUGGUUCCUAGGUGAGAACCGUAAGGUCAAGAGCCUGCAGGCAGUUGGUGUUUGUGCCGUCCACCCAGCACUAGAGGCGAGCAACGACCGGGAUAAUGCGAUCGCAACUGUGGAGUUUGAGGGUGGAAAGAUCGCGGCGCUGUAUUGCUCACGUAUGAUGGCAGCCGGGCAGGAAGAUACAUCGGAAAUCAUUUGCGAGAAAGGUUCGGUGAGGGUGAAUAUGCAAGUGAGAAAGAACCACGUCGAAAUCCAUGACUCCCAGGGCGCCAGACGUGAGCUGCCGCAGCAUUAUUAUGAGAGGUUCCGGGAAGCUUUUAUUACCGAGGCCUCUGAAUUCACGGCAUGCUGUCUGGAUAACUCUUCGCCUCCAAUCAGCCUCCAAAGCUCUGUCAAAGCGGUUUCUAUUGGGCAAGCAUUGCAGAGAAGUCUUAUUAGUGGCGAGAAGAUUCUCUUCGAUUGA
This is a messenger RNA of Penicillium cosmopolitanum, 1041 nucleotides long. RefSeq lists its product as uncharacterized. Lineage: Eukaryota; Fungi; Ascomycota; Eurotiomycetes; Eurotiales; Aspergillaceae. The record is from RefSeq and is a predicted model, not a curated record. Gene Ontology annotation, biological process: NADPH regeneration. Bases 1 to 1041 code for a protein of 346 amino acids. Gene Ontology annotation, cellular component: cytoplasm. The transcript has 3 exons. Gene Ontology annotation, molecular function: nucleotide binding; oxidoreductase activity.